UUCACCACAGAUCACGUGAAGGCUGGACCAAAUAAAAUGGGAGGCGCAACAACAGAGGGCAGCAUUCCGUUAUCUUUGAGGCUGCUGGAAACAAGUGUGCAGAGAAGGAAAACCAUGAGUACCAUUUCCAAGGACUCCUUGAAGACUUCCCUGCUGCAGUUAGAAUGCCAUUUUACAUGGACUUUGCUGCAGGAGCAUGUAGGUCUUGAGGCCUUAGAGGACACAAUACAAGAUCAUAUCAAGUAUGCAGAACACAACAUUGUAGAUUAUAAUAUACUCUCCUAUGUGUGUCACCUGAAGAAUUCAAAUGAGGAAGCCCUGAGAAAUCUCAGAAAAGCUGAAGAAGCUAUUCAAAAACAUCAUCCAAGUGAAAUUGCCAGGAGAAGUCUUGUUACCUGGGGGAACUAUGCCUGGAUCUAUUACCACAUGCAGAAAUAUGAAGAAGCUCAAACUUAUGUAAGCAAAGUGGAAAACAGCUGCAAAAAGCUUUCAAGUAAUGCUGAUGGGAAGAUUCAGCUUCCGGAGAUCUAUGCUGAGAAAGGAUGGGCAUUAUUACGUUUUGGGAGGAAUUACUUCGAGGAGGCAAAGAAUUGCUUUGAAAAUGCUCUGAGGAGUGAGCCCGAUAACCCAGAUUUUAAUGCUGGCUAUGCAAUAGCGAGGUAUCGCUUGCAGGAUUGUGCUGAGAAGUUUGGUGAGGAGGCCACCCCAUGCCUUGGGGCCCUGCAGCGGGCGGCGCAGCUGAACCCACAGGACACUACCAUCCUGGCAUUACUUGCAUUAAGACUUCUGCACUCAGGACGAGGUGAUGAAGGGGAGAGGUACAUUGAAGAAGGACUGCAGAAAACCCCUGACUUUCCUAUUUUCCUGCGACAUGCUGCUAAUUUUUACAGAAAGAAAGGAAAAGUGAACAAGGCUGUGGAGAUUUUGCAGAAGGCCCUAGCACUGACGCCAAACUCUGUCGUUCUGCAUCAUCAACUAGGAAUCUGCUACAAAUCCAAGAUACUUCAGUUGAAAAAGAGACGAUACAUACCUCAAGAGGUAGUGGAGGAUCUCAUCCAGCUUGCCAUUUUUCACUUAAAAACAGUGAUAGACAAAAAGCCAGUAUUUUUUUCUGCCUAUAGUGAGCUAGGAAAUGUAUAUGCACUAGGCAAGAGGUAUGAAGAAGCAGAAGAGAUAUUUCAGGAAGUGCUUCAGAGAAAAGAUCUACCCUGUGAUGAAAAACAAUUCACCUACUUCAGUUAUGGAAAUUUUCAGCGUUUUCACAUGAAGUCAGAAUCAAAAGCCAUUAAGUAUUACAUAGAAGGUCUGAAAAUAGAAAAAGAUUCCUAUGGAAGAAAAAGGUGCAGUGAAGCUGUGCAAACAUUGUUGGAACAGAAAAUUGAGAGCCAUUUAGGAGAUGCCACAGAUAUUGGUACACUUGGACUUGUUCAUAAACUAAAUGGUAAGAAACAAGAAGCAAUUGAAUGUUAUAAGAAAGCCAUUGCUUUGGAUCCCAACAACGAAGAUUAUCAGAACGAGUUAGCUGACCUACAACUUUCCAUCUCAAGCUAAAGCUCACAAAAAUCGUAUGUACCAAAAAAUCCCCCAAAACAAGGACAUUUCAACAGACUCUCAAAACUUUUUUUGUUGUUUGUUUUUAAUUUGAAAGUAGACAUUAUGACCAGAUGGAACACAGGUGGCAUCACUUUCGCGGUGGUCAUAAUGUAGAAGCAGCAGACGAUUGUUAGUUGUUCAUUCACUAACAGAUGGCAUGCUUGGAUAACUAUAUAAUAAAUAUAAUAUCUAUAUAAUAUAGCUUGAUGUUAACAUGGGUAUAAAUGUAGUUAAGUGCUAGUCUGUAGAACACAGAACUUCUACACUGAAAUCAAAUAUUACCUUCUACUGAGAAAAAGAUAAAGUAAUCAUAUUGUAGCAUUUCAUCUGUACACUUGAAGGGCAUGCUUAUACACAAAUAGAAUUUCUGAAGCUUUUUUAAGUGUUUCAAAAAUAUCUUUUGUAGACAAAACUUUUGUUGAAGGCUUGUUUGGUUUACUACCUUGUAUGCUGUUUAAUUAUGAAAAAUAAACACUGUUUAGCUAGUCCACUGGAAAGCUUACAAAAUGUGUAUUAUUGUUGUGAACUACUAAAGUCUGUUGAAUCUA
Messenger RNA from Prinia subflava (tawny-flanked prinia), 2141 nucleotides. Its product is annotated as interferon-induced protein with tetratricopeptide repeats 5-like. Lineage: Eukaryota; Metazoa; Chordata; Aves; Passeriformes; Cisticolidae. Gene Ontology annotation, molecular function: protein binding. The record is from RefSeq and is a predicted model, not a curated record. Gene Ontology annotation, cellular component: cytosol. Gene Ontology annotation, biological process: defense response to virus.